Cercopithifilaria johnstoni is the source of this 447-nucleotide messenger RNA. Lineage: Eukaryota; Metazoa; Nematoda; Chromadorea; Rhabditida; Onchocercidae. The record is from the annotation of a GenBank genome assembly.
AUGCAAUUUUUGUUCUAUUCUUUAGUAACCACCGUUCUGGCACAGUAUGAACUGGCUAAUUUCAAGUGUCCUGUCGGUGAAUAUGCUAUAGCUUUGGGUUGCUCCAAUGCCCAACAAUGUAAACCUUUUACAAGUGAUCCGGUUGACUGCAUUAGGAGUGCAUGCUGUGUCAAAUCAAACUAUUCCACUCCACUGCCAUAUUCCGUUUCAUUAAUUUGCAGUAAUGGCGGAAUAGCCGUGGUAGUUGGUUGCAUCAAAUCCCAACAAUGUCUUCCAUUCACCAAAGAACCUGUCGCUUGUUUACAAGGAGUUUGUUGUACGGUACCACAGAAAUGCCCAAAUGGUGGACGUAUUAUUGGAUUACAGUGUACAACUUCAGAAUCAUGUAUUCCGCUAGCCGAAGGAUGUCCGGUGAUGUGCAUCGAUACAAUGUGUUGCACUUAUUGA